Mesoplodon densirostris (Blainville's beaked whale) is the source of this 2034-nucleotide messenger RNA. RefSeq lists its product as uncharacterized. Gene Ontology annotation, cellular component: cytoplasm. Gene Ontology annotation, biological process: sperm individualization; flagellated sperm motility. The record is from RefSeq and is a predicted model, not a curated record. Lineage: Eukaryota; Metazoa; Chordata; Mammalia; Artiodactyla; Ziphiidae.
AUGGCUGAGCAAACCCAUUACCUAGCCGAGGCGUGCUCUGGCACCACACCCGGGAAAUGCCAAGACCUAGGAGACUCAAUUCUUCUGAUCCUGGUCAGCAUCAUGUUGCUCAACGUGUGGAUCAACGUGGUGACUCUGCUCUGGAUGCAUCUGAAGAGAUUCUUGCGGGCAGGUUUCAACCGUAUUUUCCCCAAAGGUAACUUCCUGCACAGGCACCCAAACCACCUUGAAUCCUGGAUACCAGAAACAGAUGAUGAGACGGCUUCUAAGUGCUGCUGGAUGCCGCCGCAGUGUGGACGGGCUCGGGCUUCCACGGAGGCUCCACGGGGACUGUGGAAGGAGGGGUUAGUGGGAGCUGGGGAGGCCCCUCCGUUCACAGCCUUAAAGUCCCAAGCCAACUUUAACUCCAGGUGAGAGACAUCUUCCAAACUCCGCAGGAUAAGCAAGGUGGACGUGGUUCCACUCUGCCUGCCCCAAGAGAGCAAGACUAAGACCCCAGACUAUGACUCAGCCCAGACCUUCUCCUACAAGCACCCCUCUGUGCACGCCCCACCUCAGGCCCAGACUUGCUCCACACUCCACCUCCCUGAGCACACUACCCCGCAGGCCCAGACCCCCUCACCAGCCCUCACCCCUGAGCACAGCCCUGCCCAGGUCCAUGGCCCGGAGCAUACCUCAGCCCAUACCCCAGCCCAGGCCCAAGCCCAGGCCCCCUCAUAUGCCUCAGCCCUAUUCCUGGGCCACACUUCUCUCUGCACCCUGACCCAUGCUCAUCUGACCUAUACCCAUGCCAACACUCUGGCCCCUCCCCCAACUUCUGCCCCUGCUACUACUCCUGCCCUAGCCCCUACACCAGCCCCUGUCCCGAUCUCUGCCACAACCUCUGUCCCAGCACUGGUCAUGACCCUGACGACCCCUCCAGUCCCUUCCACCACCCGUACCCCCAUCCUAGAUUCUAUUCUCUCUACCUUGUCUACCUUUGACCAAGGCCUCUCCUCUGGCCAUGUGGUCUACUAUGCCCGCAGCAUAAAGCAGAACUUAUUCCAUGUGUGUCCCCCUCAGAACUCUGGGUACUCCAGAAAUGACUUGGGUACCCUAACCAGGCCCCAAGAGGGGCAUGGUCUGGUGAGCUCUGGUACAGCUGAGCAAACACUGAAGCAAUGUAGUGGGGACAGUGCCAAGCCCUCCACAGGGUCCAUACCGGGUUACGUGGAGUUGGGGACUAUGGAAUGGAAGAUCCAAAAUCAUGCCAAAGACAAAUUUGUACAGUCCAAGACCUUCACUCACUGUAGCUCCCAUCCUUGCCAGUCUGAGAAGAGAAACACGGAUCCCCAGAAUCCAGUCUGCCCCAAAUUCCUGGUGUGUUCCAAGGAUGCUGAACCUUCUCAACCUUGCUUCCGUUCUCCGACCAGUGCCCAGAGCUCACCAUGCACCAUGCCUCCACCAUGCAUUCUUUCUCUGCCUCUUGUUCCCAGAUCCUUUGUCCUUCAUCAACACAGCAACCACCAGAAGCCCUCCGCCUUAAUACAAACCCCCACCUUUCCCCCAACCUCCAAGUCUCCUCAGUCUGUCCUCUCUCCCCAGGGCCCCAUCCCUCCCCAGUUAUCCACUACUUCCCAAACCCCAAACCAGCCCCAACCCCCAGAACUUCAUGAGAGUCUAGGUCUCAACCAAUGCUCUGUCCUCCAAAGGACCCCAGGCCUUACCGGAGACACAGGCCUCCUCAAGAACCCAGGCCUUGCUCAAGAUCCAGGCCUCCACGAACUUCGAGGCCUUACCGAAGACCCUUACCUCUGCAAAAAUCCAAGCCUUUCCCAAGACUCUGACCUUCAGAAGAAUCCAGUCAUUACCCAAGAUUCUUGGCCACAGAAGAGUCCAUGCCAUGCCCAAGACUCUGCAGUCAACAAGAGCUCAGUCCUUUGCCAGGACGAACAGGCAGACAAGCCUGGGUGUACCACCCGAUACCAUCCCCCCAGCCUGCCAGAACUAUCACCAGAUGUCUACGCCUCCCAAAACCAGCAGGCACCCGGCUAG